This is a messenger RNA of Laccaria bicolor S238N-H82, 1919 nucleotides long. RefSeq lists its product as uncharacterized. Bases 1 to 1833 code for a protein of 610 amino acids. NCBI's taxonomy places the organism in Eukaryota, Fungi, Basidiomycota, Agaricomycetes, Agaricales, Hydnangiaceae. The transcript is spliced from 5 exons. The record is from RefSeq and is a predicted model, not a curated record.
AUGGAAGAGAUAUUGAAAGAGAUUCCCAACUUAGACGCGUCUAUACCCCUUAAAUAUGCCGAUAAGCUCAACACGAAUCACCUACCUACCUCAGACGAAGCCGUGGAGCUCAAGGGUUUCGUGUCAGGCAUAAACAACGAGGUCGACAAACUUACCCAGGAAAUCAAGGCGCUCGAAUUAUCCUUGCGGGUCCUCCAGGUCAAACGAAUAAGAUACAAAGAAGCCGCAGCCCCCUACCAAGCCCUAUCGUCCCCAUUGCGCACCUUUCCCCCCGAACUCCUGCAAUGCAUAUUCGCUUGGUUACGUGGCGCCGCAUCUCCCUCGCCACGCCGGAGAUAUGGGCCCGAGUCCACAUCGUUCCACCCAACAUCAGGUGUCUGUCCUUUGGACGUGUCGUUUGUUUGGUUUGGAGGUGAUUCGGACGACGAGAUAGGGUUAUGCGGGACGUUGCUUGAGGCGCUAGUCCCGCUCUCUAAGCAGUGGAGGCAGUUGGAUUUCCAGGUUCCGCUCAAGAUGUUCAAGCCGUUCGAAAAGCUCGGGGUGGGCGACGUACCGCUACUAGAAGGGAUGAGUCUGUUGGAUAACAGGUCGACGUUUGAAACGGAGGUCGUAGAGGAUUGGCCCGAGAGCCUGAUGUUUGCUGGGUCCGCCAUGCGGUUGCAGAAGUUCACCCUCACAUUCUUUUCAGGGGGCAUGCGCCUCCCCUCGAUACAUUGGUCGCAGCUGACGGUGCUAUACCUCGAAUCCAAUAUUGCAUUUUUCUUUACAGAUUCCUUUCACAUGCUCUCUACCCUUCAACUGUGCACCUCCCUAGAAAGCUGUACCCUCAAAUUUCCCUUAUCGCAUACAGCUUCACUGCCUCGCUACAGGAAGGUCGACAUCGCGGUCAACCUCCCACGUUUGAAUAUGCUCUGCCUGGACGGAGACCAGAACCUUCCAAAUACAUUUCACAUGUCGAACACUCUUGAUAACCUCUGCCUCCCAAAACUUCAGCAUCUAGAGAUUCAAGGCCGGUCAGGUAGCCCAGAGGACUCCACUGUCCCGGAGCCCCUGACGUCCAUUAGGAAACUCCUCGAGCGCUCAAAGUGCUCUUUGGACAAGAUAAAGUUGGAAUCUCUCGAUUUGGCGGAGUCCGAGUUCAUGGCGUGUUUGAGACUGGCGCCUGAACUGACGGAGCUGGCGGUGCAUAACUGGGGAUUGAGGUUGGGUCCUGUGCCUAUGGAGGAGUCGUCCCCUGCGGUGGUUGAGAAUCAGAUCUUGAGAGCGUUGACGGUAAACGCCGCAAGUGAUCUCCAUUUGGAAAUGGAAGUGGAGGGCGAGGAUAAGAAAGAACACCCUGUGCAACUGCCACACGAAGUGCUGUGUCCCAACUUGUCGAGCUUCGACUUUACCUUGUGUGGCGCCUCGCAAGAACUGCUAUGUCAAUUCGUCGAGUCAAGGUGGAAUUUGGGCGCCCCAGUGCGACAGUUGAAGUCGGUUAAAGCGAACUUCACGGCACGCGAGGACCUUGAUGUUGGGGCGCGGUUGAAGGCUAUGAGGGAUAGGGGGUUGGAGCUUGUUGUGGCCUUUCAUAACCCUUUGACGGAUGAGCCGAACCCGUCACCUUGGACGGGGUUGAGAUUCAUGCUUCGUGGUGGGUUGGCCCUUAUCAAGGUAUCCGUACGGGACGGACACCUUCAGUCUGGCCUCAACAACGUCACCCUACGGCUUUUGAGCUUCUUUGCACGCGGUAACACAGAAACAACAGCAUCGCGAUGCGCCCUGCUUCCACUGGACGUCUACGGAGGGUCCAUAGGGAGAGUGUUGAGAAUGGCGUGCACUGCUGCACAUUAGAGAGGGCUGCUGAUCUCUUUCACGUCGUAUGGAAUACACGAUAUUUCAUGUAGUUUCGGGAUGGAAGUCUAUGAUUUUUCUCGCUC